This is a messenger RNA of Trypanosoma cruzi, 2256 nucleotides long. RefSeq lists its product as uncharacterized. Lineage: Eukaryota; Euglenozoa; Kinetoplastea; Trypanosomatida; Trypanosomatidae. The annotation marks the transcript as partial. The record is from RefSeq and is a predicted model, not a curated record. The transcript has a single exon.
CUGUUUUGGAGUCGAUAUAAAGAGACACACUCUUUAUCGUUGCUGUGGACGUUCAUAAAACUCAUAAUGUGUAUUUUAUGCGUUGCUUCCGCAUUUGUAUUUGCACUGGCGCCCAAAAUGGAUUUUUUGAGGGCAAUUCAGAUUAGGCAUGUGUGUUAUCCUCUUGCUGCACUGUUGUUCCUUCUGGGACUCCUGUUUGUAGCCUCCUUUCUGUUGGGAUUAACGCGAAAGGGUCGGCAACGUCUCUUUAAGAUCAAACUUUGGUUACACCACAUGUUCUUAUAUGUGGUGCUUCUUGCGGUCUCAUUCAUGUACUCCCCGAUACUGAGAAAUGCCAUCAGCUUGUUUCCCUGUCAGACGGUGGCAUGCACGGUGUUCGAUGGCAGCAGCUACAGUGACGAAGAUACAUCGUCCAUUGGCUCGUAUGCCGCCUGCAUGCAGAGGACGACCACGCACGUCUCUUGCCUCUCUUCAGACCCAAAUGUGCCGUGCAAUGGUAUCGAUGGUUUUUUAAUGGCCUCCGCUGUUCUUGCGACGUCUGCCUAUGCAGUUUUUUUUCUCCUUCUUUACGGUUUGGUUGCCCGACAGGCGCUGCGUGCCCUUCAAAGGUACCCAUUAGCCGACUCGGUGACAGCAUCAUCAACUCCGUUUGCAUGCAAGGAAGAACAAAGAACAGGGAUUGGAAGGAGAUUUGAUGGCGAUGUUACAGACACUUCUCCCACCAUGCCGAUGGAUUCAUUGUUCGCCACAAACGCAUCAGCACUCACGGCUUCACGUGUCAAGAAGACGUCGAAAAAGAUAGAUGUGCUCUAUCGUGAACGUGUAUCAUCCUCGCGGAAUGAGGCACAAUUUCUUUACGCCCCGUAUGCCUAUGCGUUCCGUUACUUCAAACUUGUUGUGCUGGCGCAGAAGACGCUCAUGGUCAUUAUAUCCACAUUGAUGCGACAAGGUAGUGGUGUGGCGAGCCCGUGGAUGGGGUUUGCUGCCUGUGUUUUGAUUCAUGCCGGUUUUGCAGUAGUCUUAAUUGUCUGUCGACCCUACGCGGAGCCGUUGGAGAUUGUGGUAAGUCUCGCACUUCAGGUGAUGCUUUCUGUCGUUGCAGCGAUGGGCCUAACCUCUGCCUUGGCCUCCACUGCCAUCCCUGUGCCGCUGUGGAGCUUUGUGACAUCCUGUCUCUUCUUGGUUCCCUUUGCCGCUGUGAUUGCUGGGGAAAUUCUUACGUUUCGGCAACACAGUCAACGAAAGGCGUGGCGCGAAAAGGACGCAAAGCAGAGUUCAUGUCGUUCCAAUCGUCAUUUCUGGAGACGGUGGGGAAAUUGGCUUUUGGGGUACUUUCGAAAAGCACGGCCUGUGCCCUCGUAUGAGCGGUGCGGCGGCGACCGUCUCGGAAACGAAAUCUUCAUCCCCGCCCUGUACUUUGUACGGGAUAAGAAGAAUACGAGGAAGUCGGUUGGCGGCGGGCCGAUUUUGACAAGGGGAUGUGUGGCUGACGCCUGCACACGUACUCCAGUCGACGACACAGUGGUGCAAUCUGCGGCGCAUUCGGAUCUUGUGGAUAUUUCAAGGGUCCCUACGAACAGCGGCUGUCGAUUCCUACAGGAGCCACGAAGAAAUGUCACGAGCGAUGGAAAGACGGGUGCGAAGCGGCACUGGGCCCUUCUUCGCGAUGCGGUUUAUUCGGGCCAUUUUUUGACAGUUUUUGAUUCACACCGGAAAAAUUAUUUUGAAGUUCCUACAGCUUCGCGGCGCGGAGUAAAGAACACGGCGAGAAUGUCAUCUUUUUCGCCCAUGCGUUUUCCAGAGGAGCAAAACUUUCACAGUAUUGCCAUGACGACUCUCCUCGCUUCCGUGGCAAAUGAAAGCCGGUGGGAGAAGUCGCCGUAUUUUAGUCCGAGCAACAAAUUUGGAGAGUUGCAGAAGCAGCAGGCGCGCAGGGGGUUGGACGUGUCAUUUUCACCCCCGCAUGCCACUUCGCCGCCUCGGGAGGCACGCCGACGGGAGGCCUUCCUGGAGCGUGUUCGAGUAUUUUCAGCCCGUCAGCGCCUGCUCACGCUGCAUUAUCGUCGAAAGCGGCACCUUGUGCUGCAGCAGCGUGCUGUGGAUUGUUUCAUUAAUGAGCAGGUGGCGCAAACAAUGCGGCUUCUUUUGCUUUUUCUUGGCGUCAUAGCGGCCAUGGCGGCUGCACUUUGCAUUUGCGGGAUGAUUCACGUGGAGGGAAACUCCCUGGCGUCCCCACAGGAAUGUGCCAUGACGUAA